AUGGAUCGACCUAUGGAUCGACUACCCCCAGAGGUCAUAUCCCUGAUCUGCAGUCAACUAUGCUUCCACUGCUGCUACCCAGAUACGAUGCCCAAUGACGACGAUACCGCGAUCCAAAAGCGCAAGACAGCACUCGCGCGCUUCACCAGAACGUCGAGAAGAAUCGAGAUUAUCGCGCGCCCCAUCUUGUAUCAUUACUUCUCAGCGGGCUCCUAUCCCGAAGGGCCGCGGUCUACUAUUUUCGAAGGGUUUGUAGACACUCUGAUCAGGCAUCCACACCUGGCAGAGUAUGUUCAGACUCUCCAGCUACAGUGUCCAGGCGUCCAGGUCCAUGAUAACCACCAACUGGACCAUGGCAACCACCAACUGGACCAUGGUAAUUACCAGCUGAACCAGAUCGAUCAGCAGCAGUCAGAGCGGCUCAGAGAUGAGCUCGGAAUUACUUGGAAACUUGCUGACGUUCGUAACGGGCUGCUGCCAAGACUCGGCUAUUAUACGUAUUCACAUAUAUUGCGUCGCCGGUGGCUGGAAGAAAUCUGCAUCCUGCUCGCGCCCAACCUAGAGGCGCUGUACCUCAAGCGCUCCGCCGGCCUGACGUUCGCACAGCUGGCCGAAUCGAUUUCGAACCUCCGCGCCAGCGGACGGGAGCCCCGGGCGCUCAGCAAGCUGAGGACAUUCAUGCUGCAUGAGGACUUCUACGAUCCUGGAAGUUUCGAGGCCUACAGCGAUUUCCUGCUCAACGUGCCGAGCCUCGAGACCUUCUACUACCUACCCGGACACACUGGACGUUCGCUUGGCGGCAACUCCCUGAGCCAUCAGUCCAAGUUCGACCAAGUCUAUGCCGGCCACACUCUCGGUGCCGUCAAGACGCUGAUGCUGACAGCCCCGGUGGUGGGCUUCCUGCAACGCAUCCUCCCGCUGUUCCCCAACCUGGAAGAACUCGGCAUAAACUGGGCUCAACCCGAGAUCGAUUACCCGGCACUGGCUGCCCUGGCCAGCCCGACCAGGAUCAAGACUCUGCGUACCUGCAGCCUAACCAUGGGGUUCAUGACCGCCUCUGGGCGCGUGACACGGCCAUACGAGUACCGCCUGGGCCGAGACCGGUACGAGACCCUGCCGCCGGACGCGCUGACGGCCUUUGAGAACCUGGAGGACCUCACUCUGGACCAGGCCGCGUUCCACUACGGCGGCGCCGAAGACCCCCCUCCUCCACAGGGCGGAGCCACCGCCGCCCCAGCGAGCCAAGCCGACAAGACGGACAAGGACCAGCGCCUCGUGGACGUGCUGCCGAGCUCCCUCCGGCACCUGCGCGUCACCUGCGUGUACCGGACCAUGCUCAACGACUUGGGGCAGCUGGCCGGCGUGCACCAGGAGCGCUUCCCUGCGCUGCGCACGGUUACACUCGGCUUUGUCGACGUGAUGGAGGAGUAUCGGAGGGAGGAGAUCAUGAUCAUGAGGGAGUGGGCUGCGGAUCUGUUCGAGGACACCUCGGUGAUCCUGUUCUUGGGUCCGGUGAGCUGGGGGAACGAAGAUGAGUCGGGAUCAGAGGAGCUAUGA
Thyridium curvatum is the source of this 1557-nucleotide messenger RNA. RefSeq lists its product as uncharacterized. Bases 1 to 1557 code for a protein of 518 amino acids. The transcript has a single exon. Lineage: Eukaryota; Fungi; Ascomycota; Sordariomycetes; Thyridiales; Thyridiaceae. The record is from RefSeq and is a predicted model, not a curated record.